Exaiptasia diaphana is the source of this 2468-nucleotide messenger RNA. Its product is annotated as protein O-linked-mannose beta-1,2-N-acetylglucosaminyltransferase 1. Bases 188 to 2155 code for a protein of 655 amino acids. Gene Ontology annotation, biological process: protein O-linked glycosylation via N-acetylgalactosamine. Gene Ontology annotation, molecular function: beta-1,3-galactosyl-O-glycosyl-glycoprotein beta-1,3-N-acetylglucosaminyltransferase activity. The transcript has 9 exons. The record is from RefSeq and is a predicted model, not a curated record. Gene Ontology annotation, cellular component: Golgi membrane. NCBI's taxonomy places the organism in Eukaryota, Metazoa, Cnidaria, Anthozoa, Actiniaria, Aiptasiidae.
UUUUCCGAAUAAUUUCCGAAUAUUUAACGAAUACUAACGUCCCUCUUUCGAAAAUGGCUUCAUUGGUCGGAUAAAAGUCCAGUUUCUAGUUUGUUUCUUGGUUGAGAGGACUYUGAAGAGGCAUGAAUAUUUAAAAGUGGACGUAUCACAACAGGGAUCGUGUAAUUACCCUUCCAAAGCAUCUGAAAUGGCGUCUACAUGGAGACCAAAUCCCAAUGCAAAGCCAUUUGAACCAAGUUCAUCAUUCUACACGAUUCCUAUCCCCUGUCGACGUUCAGCUUAUAGAAUACGAAAACGAGGACUGUUAGGACGAAUUGUUCAAUGGAUUUUAGUGAUUAUACUUUGUGUUACAGUUGUUAUUAAUGUUAUAUUUAUUUUGGAUACAACGUCGAAGGCUCGUGAAAAUAUGAAAGAUCCACUAGCAAGCAACGUUCUUCCAAAAGAUACAGUUGUGGUCAAAGAUACACAAGGUGAUAAGCACAAAAUCCGUAUUGAAGUUUAUUCAAGUAAAGAAUCUGGAGUUAUUUCUGUUGAUGGCUCAAAGGUGUUUGAAGCUUCUGAUCCAGAAAAAGGACGUGGUAUUAGUGUUAUAGUUUUAAAUCAAGCAACUGGUGCAGUCAUGGCAACGAGAACAUUUGAUACAUACUCAUCCAAAGAAGACUCAGAAGCGUUGGUGCUUUUUGUUAACAUGGUGUCAGAUGGUAGAAUUUUAUGUUUUACACUCAAGGAUGAGGCAUCGCUUUCUUUGAAAACAACUGCCAGAAACUUAAUGAAAACAUUAGGCAGUGAGAACUUUGGCCGUUUAGGCUGGAGAGACACAUGGGCAUUUGUUGUUCAAAAGAAAGGCAAAGUCUACGCUGAAGGUUUCCAGAAAUCCAAGUCAGUUAAUACAUGGGCAGAUCCUGUAUCAGUAGAACUGUUAUUCCCACUACAGUCAGUGGAAGUUAGUGAAUGUCAAUGGGAGGAUACUAAAGCAAAUAGAAGAAGAAAAGACUUCUGUAGCAAGUAUGAAGGAUAUGGAAGUGUGUGUAGCUGUUCAAAUCCUGCUGACAUUGAAAUUAAGUCUGAACCACUACCAAACAAUCAACACGUGGAGCUACCAGUAGCAGUUAUUGCAAGCAACAGACCUCACUAUUUGUACAGAAUGCUGCGAUCCAUGCUGUCAUCUCAUGGAGCUCAAGCUGAUAAAGUUACUGUGUUUAUUGAUGGUUUUUUUGAUGAGCCAUUGGCUGUUGCUAAGCUGCUUGGCUUGAGAGGAAUCCAGCAUACACCUGUUAGCAGUAAAAAUGCUAGAAUAUCUCAGCAUUACAAAGCCAGUUUAACAACUACAUUCAACCUUUACCCAAAUGCCAACUACAUGAUAAUAUUGGAAGAAGACUUAGACAUAUCUCCAGAUUUAUUCAACUAUUUUAAACAAUUGCUUCCUUUGAUGGAUGAAGAUGACAGUAUUUAUUGUAUCUCUGCAUGGAAUGACCAGGGCUAUGAUCAUUCUGUUGGGGAUAACUCUAUGCUUUAUCGUAUUGAAACCAUGCCUGGAUUAGGCUGGGUACUAAAACGUAAACUAUACAAAGAAGAGCUAGAGCUGCAAUGGCCAACACCUGAUAAAUUUUGGGACUGGGACAUGUGGAUGCGUUUGCCUGAAAUACGAAAAGGCCGAGAGUGCAUAAUACCAGAUAUCUCACGUACUUACCAUUUUGGUACAAAAGGACUCAACAUGCAUCCAUAUUUCCAGGAGAUGUAUUUCAAGAAACAUGCUUUGAACACUGAACCCAAUGUUAAACUGAAUGUGCAAAUGAUGACGAAACAAAAUUAUGAAAAUGAGAUGGAAAGAUUGCUCAACACUGCAGAAGUACUAGAUCACACCAAGACACCAUGCGCCAACACAGACUUUAUACCAGAUACUAAGAAAAAAACUUAUGUAUUUUAUAUUAAAAUGGACCAUCCAACUGAUUGGACUACAUGGAAUAGCAUAUCAAAGUGCUUCCAUAUAUGGGACCUUGAUGUUAGGGGUUUUCAUAAGAGCAUGUGGCGGUUAUGGUUGAAAGGAAAUCAUAUAUUAAUAGUAGGGCAUCCUGCCUCACCAUACUCCAAACAUAAGCCUUCCAAAGUAACACCUAUCUUUAUUCCAAAGAAAGAGCCUCCAAAGAAAAAAUAAUGUUAAUUAAUUUAGGAUUUUAUAUAACUUAUGCAUGUACAUACUACUGUAAUCACUCUGUGACAAAACUACAGCUUGCAAGAAAAUAUAGAUAAUGAACUCUAGUAAAAGAAAACCUUUUAUAGUUAUAAUGACACUAUUUGUACAGUCUAUACAUAUAGGGAAUUAUAUAGGAAUAAGAUUUGUAACAAAUACCACCACCAUUGACUGUGACUGGUUCUAGUAGCGCUGAAUAACACUAUCUAGUUACUUAAUGGUAACUUAGUGGUAAUUGACUAAGGCAUUAUCAAGCAAAUAAAAUCCACACAAAAUC